AUGUUCCGAAACAUAGUACAAAAACAAUUUUCUCGAUUUUUUUUUAAACGAAAUAUCUGUGUAACUCAAAAUAAUGAAAUUCUAUUUGAUUAUAUUAAUCAAGCUGGAAUUGUACAAUUAAAUAAACCAAAAACAUUAAAUGCUUUGACACAUUCGAUGAUCAAACAGCUUUAUUCGAAAAUGAAAGAAUGGGAAUCAGAUGAAAAAACACAAUUUAUUAUUAUUAAAAGUACUGGGCCAAAGGCAUUUUCUGCUGGUGGUGAUUUAAAAAUUCUUACUAGCACAUCAUUAAAUGGUGAAAAUAUUCGCAAUACGUAUUUAAAAGAUGAAUAUCAACUUCUUUAUCUUAUUGGCACGUAUAAAUUACCAUACGUUGCAUUGAUCAAUGGCAUUACUAUGGGUGGAGGUUGUGGUUUAUCCAUACAUGGAUCAUUUCGAAUAGCUACAGAAAUUACAACAGUUGCAAUGCCUGAAACAGCUAUUGGCUUGUUUCCAAAUGCCGGUGGUUCCUAUUUUCUUUCACGUCUAUCGAAUAAUCUUGGCGUUUUUCUUGGUUUAACAGGCCAUCGCUUACACGGUAUGGAUGUUCUUCAUGCUGGUAUUGCAACACAUUUUCUUCCAACAAAUCGACUACAAGAAAUAGAACAAAAACUCUUGAAAUUACCGAAAGCGGAUUACAAUUCUAUAAAAAACGUCUUGGACGAAAAUACUGAACUGGUCACAUCGAAAUCAUCAUUCAGUCUUCAGGAACAAUUGCCAUUGAUUAAUCGUAUUUUUGCAAUAGAUACAAAAAAUGUAGAAACUAUUUUUGAACAAUUAAAAUCAGAUGGAUCAUCAUUUGCUUUGAAACAAAUUGAGAUUCUUAAGAAUAAGAGUCCAACAUCACUGAAGAUCACGUUAGAACAAUUGAAACGAGGAAAACAAUUCGAUUUGAACGAAUGUUUAAAAAUGGAAUAUCGAAUUUUACAUUAUGUUAUACAUGGUCAUGAUUUUUUCGAAGGUGUCCGAGCAGUUCUUAUUGAUAAAGAUAACAAACCUCAAUGGAAACCUAAUUCAUUAGAAAACAUUUCUAAUCAAGAUAUUGAAUCUUAUUUUGAAAAGUUAUCACCCAAUAACGAAUUACAAUUGUCGUAA
Messenger RNA from Rotaria socialis, 1134 nucleotides. NCBI's taxonomy places the organism in Eukaryota, Metazoa, Rotifera, Eurotatoria, Philodinida, Philodinidae. The record is from the annotation of a GenBank genome assembly.